Messenger RNA from Daldinia vernicosa, 2941 nucleotides. RefSeq lists its product as uncharacterized. The record is from RefSeq and is a predicted model, not a curated record. The transcript has a single exon. The coding region runs from base 155 to 2476 and encodes 773 amino acids. NCBI's taxonomy places the organism in Eukaryota, Fungi, Ascomycota, Sordariomycetes, Xylariales, Hypoxylaceae.
GCAUGCAGCUGGCCCUUUUCCUUGGUUGCAGAGCCUUGUGUCACCCACCAAACGUAGAUCCCACCUCAAUAUAUGUCGAGUCCUCUCCCCCAGAUGCUGGUAUGCUGGUUUCCUUCUACUUGUCUGAUUUCCCUUGCGUCUGCCUCCACACACGAUGCUAUCCAGAUCAGGCGUUAGCAUUCGAAGGCUCAUAUCUCCUAGGCGAGUCCAAGAUGAAUUUGAGGAUGGGGUUUCGGUUGAUACCGAAAGAUGGGAUCAAAGGACGGGACGGAAUGACAGCAAUAUACUUCCUAAGAGGCGGGCAACCUAUAGUAAGAGACGGCCACCGCCACCGAUUAUAGUUAGUAGGGAACAAAGCAUUCAUGACAUUCUGGAUCCUCUGCCACCGUUGCCGCCAUACGACACGCCGCCGCGGUCCAGGUCUAGUUCCUUGAAUAGCUGUGAACGCCACAACGACUCUUACUUAUCACACUCAAUCGACUCAAAGAGGUCUAAGUCACCUCUUUGUUCUUUAUCGUCAAAGGAAGAUAGAAGCCAAGAAUCACUCCAGCUCUCUAGCGUGACAAGCUAUGGAGGCGACGACUUUCCACCGCCGCCUCCUCCUAAAAGCUACUCCGAGUCGCCAGAUUCUCUUAGACGUCAGGCGGAACUAUCAAGUUCGAAUUUGGAUUACAUAGAAUCCCUAUCUCUACGACCAGAAAAUAGAGCGGCAACAUUACAACAAAACCUGCGACGGCAGGAAUCAUUCUCAAGCAUUACAGAUAACAUCCAGCAACUUAUACAAGAGGCAGAUGAGGCUUUCAGAGCAGUCGGUCACGCUCUCGUUGAAGUGCAAGUCACAAACAAUUCUACAAAGGCAUUACCAUCACUUCCCACGCCCGAAUCAUCGCCUGUUCUAAAGCCAGAGCCUUUGGCUUCUCAGACUCGAGUAGAGAGCCCGCGACCCCAAACAGUCGCCUCUCCGAAAACCAUCGCUUCACCCAAGACCGUCAUUUCUCCCAAACCCGCCGCUGCUCCCGUAUAUUCACCCCGACGGAAUCCAUCAGUGAACAACGGGGUUAAGAGGAAGAAGUCGAAGAAGUCUAAGAAGGUGAAGCCGAUGAAGCCGAGCCGGAAGCCUGCCGCGUCCAAGUCGACGGCGAAGAGUGGCCCAAUAUGGAACUUCUCGGACAAUGUGACUGAUCUUUUUAGUGGGAAACUCUUCCAAAAGAUCGAGGUGGAUGAAAUGCUCACACCGGACCAACUGGAAGAGUACAGGUUGCGUAGGAUGUCGACAAUGCAGUCGGAAAAAUCGGCUAAGGCAACACAGCCUACCCAAUCGACCCAGUCAACACAGCCCGAGAAAUUAAUCGAGACAAUCGACGCUGAGUCGACCGAUACGCCGAUCGAGCCCUUUCACCUUGAAGAUCUAUCUUCCCGAAUUAGAUCGGCCAGUGUGUCACUCGACCUUGAUACACCAACUGAAGAAAAACAUAUGUUAUUACCAUCUAACCCUGUUGCCUGGAGGGAUUUUUCUACAGAGGGACGUAAUGAAUAUGGCCCCAUCGAGCUUCCGGCGUCGAUAUCAACGUCGGAAUUACAUACGGAUAUAGGAGAAGAACCGGCGCAAAACAAAAAUGCCACCUUCCAAACGCCACCAAUGAGACAGGCUGCACGAUUUGCUGCGAGAAGCCAGAAGGCAUCACUGCCCAGCAUCCCAGAAACGGCGGCCAUCUUGACACCCACAAAUGAAUUAUUUGUCGGCCACGAUCUCAGAUAUUCCCGAGAUAUGGUGGCGGAUUCAAAUUACGUUUUCCUUCAAUCAUCGCCGUGUUCCAUGACCAGCCCUAUUUUCCGACACGGCCCGAUUCGACUAGCUAAAUCUGAUCUAAUGGCAGAUGUUAAAAUCGGAGCGGAUGAUGGCCUAGACUGGACGGCAUUCCAGAUGGCUAUUUCUGGGGGCGCCGGAGACUGGUUCUCCGAAAGCGACGACACAAUUCGCCGCAGAGAGGCGGAAGAGGCGGCAGAAAUUAUAGAAUGGUUUGGGUCAUGGAAUUUCAGCAGUCCCGGAGGGCUCCUAGACCACCCUAUUGAAGCCGAUAGCCCUAUGAGCAUGACUUCGGGUGAGGAUUGCUCGGAAGUGUCAUACAACGAGACCGAGAAGGACAGCAACCCAUACAACCAGCAUUACCACUGGCAGACACCCGGGCAGAAGACAGUACCUGAAUUCCAUCAGCCCGACUACGAUAUAUCCGGGCUUGAGCUAGAUACUUCGAGGAUGAGUCUUGACGACGAGAUGUUUGAUGAAUCCAAGGAAUACAAUAGUCGGGAGAGCUACGCUAGCCUUCCGCAGAGCCCGAUGUUGGACCUCCGAGUUAUUCGAAGCUCGGACGGGGACGAUAUGGACGUUGUCCCGAUGGGAUAUAACCUUGGACAUGACCUGGGAGAUUUCCUUAAAUGGGAGGCGGAGCAUGCGUAUGCCGGGGACUUUUACUGAGGCGUUACUUUGGGUUUCGCUCUUCACAACGUUUGCAAAUUUUUUGUUUGCAUUAUAACUUAUAAGCAAUGGAUCAUGCCAUGCUUCGAAAGACUAAGCUGCCUCGAGGAGGCCGCAUGGGUUAGAAAUGAGUUUUACGUCGAACCGACUACCUGUUCAUUUGUCAUUAUACCAUCGAUUUAUAAAAUCGAAGGCGUUUGGGAGGCACGCUCUCUAAGCAAAACGAAUUGUUUUAGGGUUAGGAAUAUUGGAUUAAGCGGAGCGCGGCGCUGGGACGGAUGGAUUGAUUUUUUGUUAUGCUAUGUAUCGGAACACAAUUCGAUGUACCUUAUCGUUGUGCGACCAGGAACUAUAAAUGUUAUACUGGGAAUCCACUAUGGUGGUUACCUAAUAGUAAGAAUUUACAUUAGGAAGUUAUCCAAGGGGAAGGGAAGGGAAGGGAAGGGGCAGAAGUAGAGGAAGGGG